Molecule: messenger RNA, 4433 nt
Organism: Manduca sexta (tobacco hornworm)
Lineage: Eukaryota; Metazoa; Arthropoda; Insecta; Lepidoptera; Sphingidae
Gene: CycT
Product: cyclin-T-like
Biological process (GO): positive regulation of DNA-templated transcription, elongation; regulation of transcription by RNA polymerase II
Cellular component (GO): cyclin/CDK positive transcription elongation factor complex; nucleus
Molecular function (GO): cyclin-dependent protein serine/threonine kinase activator activity
Source: RefSeq, a predicted model, not a curated record
CAUUUGUUUUACUAUUGUUUCGUGGUUUUAAAAACUGUGUUAAUUUUUAGUUAUUAUUAGUGACUGAAAAUAUUUAGUUUAUCUUAAAAAUGCUAACUUAUUACUUUUAAAACACUCAAAUGUUAACGUGGUUUAUAUCCGGUUGUCGCUGUCAUAGCGCUGUCCCUUUUCCACUCACGCACUUAGACGGAGCGCUGCUAUCCGUCGUGCUUUCUCGCGCGCAGUCGGAACAUCCGUUCAAUGGCUGGUGGGCAAGAAAAAUGGUAUUUUACAAAAGAACAACUACAGAAUUCACCAAGCAGAAAAUGCGGUUUAGAUGCAGAUAAAGAAUUAGCAUAUCGGCAGCAGGCCGCAAAUCUAAUCCAGGAUAUGGGACAGAGGCUUCAAGUCUCUCAACUAUGUAUAAACACGGCGAUAGUGUACAUGCACCGGUUCUACGCGUUCCACUCGUUCACUCAUUUCCACAGGAACGCUGUGGCCGCCGCGGCGCUGUUCCUCGCCGCAAAGGUGGAGGAACAGCCUCGCAAAUUAGAAUAUGUAAUAAAAGUUGCGCACGUGUGCCUCCACAGAGGUGAGGGCGCCAGUGCCCUCACAGCCGAACAGUACCAAGAACAGGCGCAGGACCUGGUAUUCAACGAGAAUGUACUGCUACAAACAUUAGGGUUCGAUGUAGCGAUCGACCACCCUCACACGCACGUUGUACGCACGUGUCACCUUGUUAAAGCACCCAAGGACCUAGCACAGACGUCGUAUUUCAUGGCGUCGAACAGUCUCCAUUUGACGACAAUGUGCCUACAGUACAGGCCGACGGUUGUCGCGUGUUUCUGCAUACAUUUGGCGUCGAAAUGGAGCAAUUGGGCGAUACCGCAGUCGAACGAGGGCCGCCACUGGUUCUACUACGUGGACCGGACGGUGACCAUGGAUCUGUUGGAGAAGUUGACCGGCGAGUUCCUGCUCAUCUUCGAGAAGUGCCCCUCCAGGCUGAAGAGGAAAAUGAUGAACGUCAAGGCUGCAGACGGCAGCUCCCCGGCGUCCGUGCCGCAUCCGUCCGGCUCCAACGCAGUAGCCAGCUCGCCGUUCGACAAGAAACACGCUCCGAACACUUCGGACGAGAUCGACAAGUCCUUUGAUAAAGAAUACGAGCGCGAAAGGCGACGUCAGCCAGCACCGGGCGGCUACGUGCCCGCCACCACUAGCGCGCCACCCAACCAACCACAACCACAGAAGAUCGAUUUUAACCUAUACAGGGAGAAAGAGAGGGAAGAGCGCGAGAGGCGGGAGGAGCGAGCGAGACGGGAACAGAUGCAGCAACAGAGGCCGGGCGUGCCGCAGCAGAGGCCGAGUCAACCGCCACCGCACCACCAGCGGCCGAAUCAACACCAUCACAAAUCUCAUCAUCCGUGGCCUCCCCACAAGUCUCACCAUCAGAAGCCACCGCAUGACCAUCGCCACCACCGGCCUAUGCCCGGGCCCUCCACCUCCUCCACAUCCUCCACAUCCGUCCCGCAUCAGGAGAUUCCUCAGAGGACGCGGCCGCCGUCACUGUUCUCUCCUGAGAAUGCGACGACACCGUCCGCGGCGGCUGCGGCCGCUCCCAGGCGACCGCAACCUCCACCGCAACCACAGCCUCAGUCACUACCACAGCAACCGCCUCCCCAAGCGCAACCGCAACCACAGCCUCAACCUCAGCCGCAACACUCGCGACCGAAACCGGAGGCGCGACCAAACCCACCUCCCAUCCAAAGCACGCAAGAGCAGAGGCCGCCGAGUCCGAGAAAGAGACCGGACCCGACGACUGCCAUCCGCGAGAUGCAACCUCCUGCCAUUCUGUCACCCUUCUCCUCUCCCCCGGCCGUGGAGCAGCCCAAGCAGAGGGUUAGGCAGCAGUCUAAUUCGGAACCUGAGCUGAUUCCGGUCGUUAAGAAGCUGGAUGAGACGCCUGGCUAUGAGAAUGUAAUUAAAGACUCACAAAGGGGCGUCAAAACUAAAGUUCCUGAACGGAAACCCGAGCAAGUGGCCAGAGCCUUGAAUGGCAUCGAGACCGACCCGACGUUGGUGUCAAAUCUGUUGAAGGAAAGUUUGGCUAAACCUGCGCCGAUUACGGUUCCAACGGAGAGAAAGUCACCUGUAGAAAUAAAGAAGGAGGUCAUAGAGCCGCCCGCUCCGCCCGCCCCCGUCCGCCGCCUCCCCGAACUUCCACAGCCAGUGGAUAUUCAAGGCGAUCACAAACAUAAGAAGGACAAAAAGAAAAAGGAGAAACACAAACAUAAGGACCGCGACAAGUCGAAGGAGGACAGAAAGAAACACAAGAAGGACAAGGACAAGGAGAAGAAAAAGGAGAGCCCGCCGACGGAGACCCAGGACGGCACGUUGCGCAUAACGAUCCCGCGGGAGAAGCUGUCGGCGACCAGUCCCGGGCUCAAGAUCAAGAUACCAAAGGAGCGGCUGGCCGCGCCGCCGCAGACCUCCGGGCUCAAGAUCAAGAUCCCCAAGGAGGUCUUGGAGACGUCGCGGAAGCGCGCCGCCGCGCCGGAGCCCGGCCCCGCGCACAAGCUGGCGCGCCACAACGGAGCUCCGCACAAGGUAGGCUGGCCCAUCCCGCCCCCCUACAGGCACCCGCCGCCGUACUACGUGCUGCAGCCGCCGCCGGUGUUCCUGCCGCCCAUGCUGGAGCAGUUCUACUACGGCGGCGACGGCUACAUGUACGCGCCGCACGUGCCGCCGCCGCACGUGGCGCACGCGCCGCCCGCGCCGCCGCGCCCGCCGCCGCCGCGCCCGCCGCCGCCGCCGCUGCCCGCCAUGCCGCCGCCGCCCGUGCCGCCGCCGCCGCCCGAGUGACGCGGCGCCGCCCGCGCCCAGGUCACAAAACACACGGCUAGUGGUAUACGGUAAAUCAUGUGCCAAUCGAUGUAUAUGCGAGUAUGUUAUCACUUCAAAUACAAUAGUUUAAUGUUAAAAUAUGGUUGAUAAUGACUUUGUAUCACAUGGUUUGCCGGCGACACACAGCCGAUAUAUUCAUUUACGUGAUAUCCAACGAAAGGUUAGUUGUAAAUAUAUAGACUCAUAUUAUAUUGUAGUCAUGCCUCGUUAAGCUAGUAUUACUCUGGCAGCAUAAAAAUAGUUCAAAAAUUCUUUAACUUAGCGUUACAUAUCUUUUAUCAUGAGACUGAAUUCAGUUAACAGUAAUUAAGCAAGUUUGAAUGUGUACCUUCAUUUUUGUGUUCAAUCUUUAGUCCCUUCGGGGUAUCCCCGCUAUUUUGUAUCAAGUCAUAAAAAAUAAUAUAAAAAUAUUUAUCACUUCUCAUUAUAUUAUGUCACGGAUUGGACGUGCCGUUAGAGUUUAUAAGGAAAAAGAUCAUUUUGUAAACGUAUAUGAUUUUCGUCAAAAUAAUGCGAAAAGUUUAUUUUUUUAAACAUAUUUAUUGAUUGUACAAAUUAAUCUGUUGUGUUUAAACAGAGCUCUGUCAAAAUGUUAGCUUUGCUAUCAAUAUUUACAUAAAAAUAUAUUUACAUAAAAUAUAGUAGUUUUGAGAUAUAUUUAUGAAAUUCUCAUGUAUACAGGAUGUUCCGAAGAUUGUGUACAUUUAAAAAGUAUUCCCUUUUCUAAUACUCAAGACAUUAUUCUCUUUAAAAUAUAUUGGCUCUACAAAAAAUAUUUCAUCUUUAAAUAUCGAUAUCGAUUUAAUAUAUUACGCUUUUUGGAAUAAACUGUAUGUUAACGUUUAUUGUUUAUGGUCAUUUUUGUCAAUGUCUAUGGGGACUUUUUAGUAAAUAUACGACAGAAAUAUAAAUAGGAAUCCAUUUUUGAGCAUGAAACUGUCUUAUCUCAACUACGCAAGGCUUAAAAUUGAUCAACUCACCAACUAUCAAUGAAGGCCUUAAAGUAUUUCGCCGAAAUUUUUACAUUCACGAAACUAAGCUUUUCACACACUUAGCUAAGCAAGUAAUGGUGUGAUGAAUCUGUUUCUUAGUGCUUUCAGUAUGAGAGACUUCGCAGUGCGGAGGCAUGAUAGAAAAUAUUGUGGUUGGUUAGUGUUGAGAUACAACUUUACUUCAAUUGACCGUCAGAUAAACAAAGAAAACUAUGAAAUUGCUGAAACUUUGCGUUCGGGAGCACUGUACGUCAUUAUAGUGUUAUUUGUAAAUACAGGUGUAAAAAAACCUUUUUUUCUUUGACGCAAAUUAUAAUAGUCCAGGAAAUCUAUUAUUCGCUCAAAAAUGGUAAAAUACGUAGACAUUGACAAUGUUUCUAAACAAAAGCAGUUGAUGAUCAACACAUUUAGAGUAUUUAUUGCUUGUUGCUAUAGUCAAUAUUACUGUGUUUUUUUUUUAUAUAUCAUCAGACUUGUUUACGGUGCUGAUAUUUGUUUUUUUAGAUCUUGAAUAUUAUGAUUUCAAAAAAGAUCACAGUAAUAUUGACAUUUCAAAUAUAU